Messenger RNA from Rotaria sp. Silwood2, 471 nucleotides. The record is from the annotation of a GenBank genome assembly. Lineage: Eukaryota; Metazoa; Rotifera; Eurotatoria; Philodinida; Philodinidae.
AUGGAUGUUGCUGCAUGUGAGAAAAACCUUACCGGAUGCCUUACUAGUCUUGGUCUAAAACUUUGUGAUGCUGACAAAGAUAUUUGUUUAGAACAUGGCUUAUGUAUUAUAUCAAUUGUUCCUAGUCCUAUCUUAAGGUGUAUUUGUUAUCCAUAUUAUUAUGGUGAUACUUGUGAAAAGGAAAUAUUCUCAAGAAAUCUUUGGUUUUUAGGUCAACCAUCACGAACAACAGAAAUGCUUUUUGUUGCAAAAUUUUGUCUGCUUCUUUUCUGUAUUAUUCGAAUAAUCAAUUGUAUUCUCUGUCUACAAACAUAUUUCUCUAGCCAACAAAUACGUAUUACAAAUAUUGGUGUCUAUCUAAUUUUUAAUUCAAUUAUUUCACUUUUACUUUCACUUGAAGAAUUUGUUGCAGCAAUUCUACUAUGGUUCAUAAAACAGUUACCAGAAAGUUAUUUGCCAAUUGUUGUUUAA